Messenger RNA from Salvelinus namaycush (lake trout), 11496 nucleotides. RefSeq names its product transformation/transcription domain-associated protein. The coding region runs from base 1 to 11496 and encodes 3831 amino acids. The record is from RefSeq and is a predicted model, not a curated record. Gene Ontology annotation, biological process: DNA repair; regulation of DNA-templated transcription. Gene Ontology annotation, molecular function: protein binding; transcription coregulator activity. Lineage: Eukaryota; Metazoa; Chordata; Actinopteri; Salmoniformes; Salmonidae. Gene Ontology annotation, cellular component: NuA4 histone acetyltransferase complex; SAGA complex; nucleus. The transcript is spliced from 70 exons.
AUGGCCUUCGUGCCGACCCCCAGCCCAACGGUGGUGGACCAGACAACCCUCAUGAAGAAGUACCUGCAGUUUGUGGCAGCUCUCACGGACAACAACACCCCUGAUGAAACAAAGUUGAAGAUGAUGCAGGAGGUCAGCGAGAACUUUGAGAAUGUGACAUCAUCACCACAGUACUCCACCUUCCUGGAACACAUCAUCCCUCGCUUCCUUACCUUCCUCCAGGACGGAGAGGUGCAGUUCCUGCAGGAGAAGCCCACACAGCAACUGAGGAAGCUAGUGCUGGAGAUCAUCCACCGGAUCCCAACUAAUGAACACCUGAGACCUCACACCAAGAACAUUCUGUCUGUCAUGUUUCGCUUCCUGGAGAUUGAGAGCGAGGAGAACGUGCUGAUAUGCCUGCGUAUCAUUAUUGAACUGCACAAACAGUUCCGUCCACAGAUCUCUCAAGAGAUUCAUCACUUUCUGGAUUUUGUGAAGCAGAUCUAUAAGGAGCUGCCUAAAGUAGUGGCUCGGUACUUUGAGAAUCCCCAGGUGAUAGCUGAGAACACUGUGCCUUCUCCUGAGAUGGUGGGCAUGAUCACCUCAGUGUUGGUGAAGACCGCCCCCGAGAGGGAGGACAGUGAAACACGCACACACACCAUCAUCCCACGGGGGUCCCUGUCCCUGAAGGUGCUGGCUGAGCUGCCUAUCAUCGUGGUGCUCAUGUACCAGCUGUAUAAACUGAACAUCCAUAACGUGGUGUCUGAGUUUGUCCCCCUCAUCAUGAACACUAUCAUGCUGCAGGUUUCUCCUCAGGCCAGGCAACACAAGCUGUAUAACAAGGAGCUGUAUGCUGACUUUAUCGCUGCUCAGAUCAAGACCCUGUCCUUCCUGGCCUACAUCAUCCGCAUUUACCAGGACCUGGUAGGGAAGUACUCCCAGCAGAUGGUAAAGGGCAUGCUGCAGCUGCUGACCAACUGUCCCUCGGAGACAGCCCAUCUACGCAAGGAACUGCUCAUCGCUGCCAAACACAUCCUCACCACAGACCUUCGCAGCCAGUUCAUCCCUUGCAUGGACAAACUUUUUGAUGAGUCCAUACUGAUCGGGUCUGGCUACACAGCCCGGGAGACACUGAGACCCCUGGCCUACAGCACGCUGGCAGACCUGGUGCACCACGUGCGUCAGAACCUGCCUCUCACAGACCUGUCUCUGGCCGUGCAGCUGUUUGCCAAGAACAUAGAUGACGAGUCUCUCCCCAGCAGCAUCCAGACCAUGUCCUGCAAACUUCUGCUUAACCUGGUCGACUGCAUCCGCUCCAAGAGUGAACAGGAGAACGGCAACGGACGGGACAUACUGAUGAGAAUGCUGGAAGUGUUUGUGCUGAAGUUCCACACCAUCGCUCGCUACCAGCUCGCAACCAUCUUCAAGAAGUGCAAGCCCCAGUCAGAGAUGGGUGUGGUCGAACCUCAGGGGGCGCUACCCGGUGUCCCCACAACUCCUGCCCUCCCAGCCACCCCUGUCCUCCCUGCCCUGCCUCCCCUUGCGCCCCCUAACCCCGUCACCCCCGCCCCUCCCGCCCCCGCCACCCCCUUCGACCGGCUGGGAGAGAAGGAGGACAAGCAGACAUUCCAGGUGUCGGACUGUCGCAGCCUGGUGAAGACACUGGUCUGUGGGGUGAAGACCAUCACCUGGGGAAUCACUUCCUGCAAGGCUCCUGGAGAGGCCCAGUUCAUUCCUAACAAGCAGCUUCAGCCCAAGGAGACUCAGAUCUACAUCAAGCUGGUGAAAUACGCAAUGCAGGCCUUGGACAUCUACCAGGUACAGAUUGCCAACAACCAGCAGACGUACAUCAGAGUGGCUAACUGUCAGACGGUGCGUAUGAAGGAGGAGAAGGAGGUGCUGGAGCACUUUGCUGGGGUCUUCACCAUGAUGAACCCCCUCACCUUCAAGGAGAUCUUCCAGACCACAGUCCCCUACAUGGUGGAGAGGAUCUCCAAGAACUACGCCCUGCAGAUCGUGGCUAACUCGUUCCUUGCUAACCUGUCUACGUCGGUCCUGUUUGCCACCAUCCUGGUGGAGUACCUUCUGGAGAGACUACCUGAGAUGGGCUCCAACGUAGAGCUGUCCAACCUCUACCUCAAGCUAUUCAAACUGGUCUUCGGAUCUGUCUCGCUGUUCGCUGCUGAGAACGAGCAGAUGCUCAAGCCCCACCUCCACAAGAUAGUGAACAGCUCCAUGGAACUGGCACAGUCUGCUAAGGAACCAUAUAACUACUUCCUGCUUCUCAGGGCUCUCUUCCGUUCAAUUGGUGGAGGCAGCCAUGACCUGCUUUACCAGGAGUUCCUGCCCCUACUACCCAACCUGCUGCAGGGCCUCAACAUGCUCCAGAGUGGUCUCCAUAAGCAGCACAUGAAGGACCUGUUUGUGGAGCUGUGUCUGACGGUGCCUGUGAGGUUGAGCUCCCUGCUGCCCUACCUGCCCAUGCUGAUGGACCCGCUGGUCUCUGCUCUGAAUGGCUCCCAGACGCUGGUCAGCCAGGGCCUCCGCACCCUGGAGCUCUGUGUGGACAACCUGCAGCCAGACUUCCUCUACGAUCAUAUACAGCCCGUCAGAGCAGAGCUUAUGCAGGCGUUGUGGCGGACGCUGCGUAACCCAGCUGAGACCAUCAGCCAUGUGGCGUACCGGGUGCUGGGGAAGUUUGGCGGCAGCAACAGGAAGAUGCUGAAGGAAUCCCAGAGACUGCAGUACGUGGUGACUGAGGUUCAGGGACCCAGCAUCAAGGCAGAGUUCACUGACUGCAAGGCCUCUAUACAACUGCCCAUGGAGAAGGCUAUAGAGACGGCUCUGGAUUGUCUGAAGAGUGCCAACACGGAGCCGUACUACAGACGGCAGGCCUGGGAGGUCAUCAAGUGUUUCCUGGUUGCCAUGACAAGCCUGGACGACAACAAACACGCCCUGUACCAGCUACUGGCUCACCCCAAUUUCACAGAGAAGUGGAUCCCUAGUGUGAUCAUCUCCCACCGCUACAAGGCCCAGGACACACCGGCCCGCAGGACUUUUGAACAGGCACUGACCGGUGCAUUCAUGUCUGCUGUCAUUAAGGACCUCCGCCCCAGCGCUCUGCCCUUUGUGGCCAGCCUCAUCAGACACUACACCAUGGUGGCUGUCGCUCAGCAGUGUGGUCCGUUCUUGCUGCAGUGCUACCAGUUGGGCAGCCAGCCCAACACAGCUAUGUUCCACAGUGAGGAGAACGGUUCUAAGGGCAUGGAUCCGCUGGUUCUGAUCGACGCCAUCGCCAUCUGCAUGGCCUACGAGGAAAAGGAGCUGUGUAAAAUAGGAGAGGUGGCUCUGGCUGUUAUCUUCGAUGUAGCCUCCAUCAUCCUGGGGUCCAAGGAGAGGGCGUGCCAGCUGCCUCUGUUCUCAUACAUCGUGGAGCGUCUGUGUGCAUGCUGCUAUGAGCAGGCCUGGUACGCCAAGCUGGGCGGGGUUGUGUCCAUUAAGUUCCUGAUGGAGAGACUACCUCUCAUCUGGGUCUUGCAGAACCAACUCACCUUCCUCAAGGCUCUGCUCUUUGUCAUGAUGGAUCUCACUGGAGAGGUGUCUAAUGGUGCAGUAGCCAUGGCGAAGACCACUCUGGAGCAGCUCCUGGUCCGUUGUGCCACCCCUCUGAAGGAUGAGGAGAAGACUGAGGAGCUGCUGGCUGCUCAGGACAAGUCCUUCCACAUGGUCACCCAUGACCUGGUGAGAGAGGUCACCUCCCCCAACUCCACGGUCAGGAAGCAGGCCAUGCACUCCCUGCAGGUGCUAGCUCAGGUCACCGGGAAGAGUGUCACCAUCAUCAUGGAGCCACACAAAGAGGUGCUACAGGACAUGAUCCCCCCUAAGAAACACCUGCUGCGCCACCAGCCGGCCAACGCCCAGAUCGGCCUGAUGGAGGGCAAUACCUUCUGCACCACCCUGCAGCCACGCCUCUUCACCAUGGACCUCAACGUCAUGGAGCACAAGGUCUUCUACACAGAGCUGUUGAAUCUGUGUGAGGCUGAGGACGCUGCUCUGAUGAAACUGCCCUGCUAUAAGAGCCUGCCCUCUCUGGUUCCCCUGCGCAUCGCUGCCCUUAAUGCCCUGGCAGCUUGUAACUACCUGCCUCAGUCCAGAGAGAAGAUCAUUGCUGCCCUGUUCAAAGCCCUCAACUCUACCAACUCUGAACUGCAGGAGGCAGGAGAGGCCUGUAUGAGGAAGUUCCUGGAAGGGGCCACCAUCGAGGUGGACCAGAUCCACACCCACAUGCGCCCUCUGUUGAUGAUGCUGGGGGACUACCGCAGUCUGACCCUCAACGUGGUCAACCGCCUCACCUCGGUCACACGCCUCUUCCCCAACUCCUUCAACGACAAGUUCUGUGACCAGAUGAUGCAACACCUUAGGAAGUGGAUGGAGGUGGUAGUGAUAACUCACAAGGGAGGCCAGCGCAGUGAUGGCAGUGAAAUGAAGAUAUGUUCGGCCAUUAUCAACCUGUUCCACCUGAUCCCAGCAGCUCCUCAGACUCUGGUCAAACCUCUGCUGGAGGUGGUCAUGAAGACCGAGCGGGCCAUGCUUAUAGAGGCUGGCAGUCCGUUCAGGGAGCCCCUGAUCAAGUUCCUGACGCGUCACCCGUCCCAGACCGUAGAGCUGUUCAUGAUGGAGGCCACACUCAAUGACCCACAGUGGAGCCGCAUGUUCAUGAGUUUCCUGAAGCAUAAAGAAGCCAAGCCCCUGAGGGACGUGCUAGCCUCCAACCCGAGCCGCUUCGCCCCCCUGCUGGUCCCUGCUGGUACCGCAGCCACCGCUAGACCUGGGUCCCCCUCCACCAACACAGCCAGGCUUGACCUGCAGUUCCAGGCCAUCAAGAUUAUCAGCAUCAUAGUGAAGAAUGAGGAGGGCUGGUUGGCGGGCCAGCACUCUCUGGUCAGCCAGCUCAGACGGGUCUGGGUCAGCGAGGCCUUCCAGGAACGACACCGCAAAGACAACAUGGCCGCCAUCAACUGGAAGGAGCCCAAGCUGCUGGCCUACUGCCUGCUCAGCUACUGCAAACGAAACUUCAAUGAGAUCGAGCUGCUGUUCCAGCUGCUGAGGGCGUUUACGGGUCGUUUCCUGUGCAACAUGACCUUCCUAAAGGACUACAUGGAGGAGGAGAUCCCUAAGAACUACAGCAUCGCUCACAAACGAGCCCUCUUCUUCCGCUUCGUAGAGUUCAACGACCCACACUUCAACGACGAGCUCAAAGCCAAGGUGUUACAGCACAUCCUGAACCCAGCGUUCCUGUACAGCUUUGAGAAGGGGGAGGGGGAGCAGCUUCUGGGACCGCCCAACCCCGAGGGAGACAACUCCGAGAGCAUCACCAGUGUCUUCAUCACCAAGGUCCUGGAUCCAGAAAAGCAGGCAGACCUCCUAGAUUCCCUCCGUAUCUACCUGCUCCAGUUCUCUACUCUCCUGGUGGAGCACGCCCCCCACCACAUCCACGACAACAACAAGUCCCGGAACAGCAAGUUGCGGCGCCUCAUGACCUUCGCCUGGCCAUGCCUGCUGCCCAAGGCCUGUGUUGACCCUGCCUGCAAGUACAGCGGCCACCUGCUCCUGGCACACAUCAUCGCGAAGUUCGCCAUCCACAAGAAGAUCGUACUGCAGGUGUUCCACAGCCUGCUGAAGGCCCACACUAUGGAGGCCAGGGCUAUCGUCCGCCAGGCUAUGGCCAUCUUGACCCCGGCCGUGCCAGCCCGCAUGGAGGACGGACACCAGAUGCUGACCCACUGGACACGCAAGAUCAUCGUGGAGGAGGGACACACCGUCCCUCAACUGGUCCAUAUACUGCAUCUUAUCGUCCAGCACUUCAGAGUGUACUACCCGGUGCGUCACCACCUGGUGCAGCACAUGAUCAGUGCCAUGCAGCGUCUGGGCUUCACCCCCAGUGUGACUAUUGAACAGAGGAAGCUGGCUGUGGACCUGGCUGAAGUUGUCAUCAAGUGGGAACUACAGAGGAUCAAAGACGCACUGCCGGAGGCGGAGGGGGCCGACCCAGGUGGUAGUGGUGAGGGGACCAGUGCAGGCGGUACUGGGGGGGUGAAGAGAGGCCUCUCCAUGGACUCUGGUGCCGGACAGGACGUCAAGAGGUUCCGUACCGCCACUGGAGCUGUCGCCGCAGUGUUUGGCCGCAGUACAUCCAUGCCGGCAACAGAGACUCUCCUCACCAAGCCAGUGGAGAAACAACACACAGACACCGUGGUCAACUUCCUCAUCCGCAUCGCCUGCCAGGUCAAUGACAGUGCCAACGUGGCGGGGUCUCCAGGUGAGCUCCUGUCCCGUCGCUGUGUAAGCCUGAUGAAGACUGCCCUCCGCCCUGACAUGUGGCCCAGAGCUGAGCUCAAACUACAGUGGUUUGACAAACUCCUCAUGACUGUGGAGCAGCCAGCCCAGGCUAACUUCUCUAACAUCUGUACUGGCCUGGAGAUCCUGUGCUUCCUGCUGACGGUACUCCAGUCCCCAGCCAUCCUAACCCACUUCAAGCCCCUCCAGAGGGGCAUUGCUGCCUGCAUGACCUGCGGCAACACCAAAGUCCUGCGGGCCGUCCACUCUCUGCUAUCCAGACUGAUGAGCGUAUUCCCCACCGAGCCCAGCACGUCAACUGUGGCGUCUAAGUAUGAGGAGUUGGAGUGUCUGUAUGCAGCGGUGGGGAAAGUAAUCUACGAGGGCCUCACCAACUAUGAGAAGGCCACCAGUAGUGCUAACCCAACACAGCUGUUUGGUACGUUGAUGAUUCUGAAGUCGGCUUGUAGUUACAACUCCAGCUACAUUGACAGGCUCAUCUCUGUGUUCAUGCGCUCGCUGCAAAAGAUGGUCCGAGAACACCUCAGUCCCCAGCAGGCCACCCCCGGGCCCACCGAGGCCAGCACAGUGACUAGCGAACUAGUGAUGCUGUCUCUGGACCUGGUGAAGAGUCGUCUGUCCGUCAUGUCCAUUGAGAUGAGGAAGAACUUCAUCCAAGUCAUCCUCACGUCGCUCAUCGAGAAGUCGCCUGACGCCAAGAUCCUCCGCGCCAUCGUCAAGAUCGUGGAGGAGUGGGUUAAGAACAACUCCCCCAUGGCAGCAAACCAGAUGCCCAAUCUUCGUGAGAAGUCCAUUCUGCUGGUGAAGAUGAUGACCUAUAUAGAGAAGCGUUUCCCUGAUGACCUUGAGUUAAAUGCCCAAUUUCUGGACCUCGUUAAUUACGUUUACAGGGACGAGAGUCUUUCAGGAAGUGACAUCACGUCGAAGUUGGAGCCGGCCUUUCUGUCGGGGCUGCGUUGCGCCCAGCCUCUGAUCAGGGCUAAGUUCUUUGAGGUGUUUGACCUCUCCAUGAAGAGACGUGUCUACGAGAGGCUACUCUACAUCUGCUGCUCUCAGAACUGGGAGGCCAUGAGCAGCCACUUCUGGAUCAAACAAUGCAUAGAGCUGCUACUGGCGGUGUGUGAGCGUAACAGCAUCAUCGGGACCAGCUGCCAGGGCUCCAUGCUCCCAUCCAUCACCAACGUCAUCAAUCUGGCCGACAGCCACGACCGUGCCGCCUUCGCCAUGGCAACCCACAUCAAGCAAGAGCCCAGAGAGAGGGAGAACAGCGAGACCAAGGAGGAGGAUGUGGAGAUCGACAUAGAGCUAGCCCCAGGGGACCAGACAGCCAUCCCCAAGAACAAGGAGCAGGCAGAGAAAGACACAGGCAACCAGCUGCACAUGCUCACCAACCGCCACGACAAGUUCCUCGAUUCCCUUAGAGAGGUCAAGACGGGGGCGCUGCUGAACGCCCUGGUCCAGCUGUGUCACAUCUCCACCCCCUUGGCUGAGAAGACCUGGGUACAGCUGUUCCCUCGACUGUGGAAAAUCCUCUCUGACCGACAGCAACACGCCCUGUCAGGUGAGAUGAGUCCUUUCCUGUGCAGUGGGAGCCACCAGGCUCAGAGGGAUUGCCAGCCCAGUGCCCUCAACUGCUUCGUGGAGGCAAUGUCCCAGUGUGUGCCCCCUAUCCCCAUCAGGCCCUGUGUGUUGAAGUACCUGGGGAAGACUCACAAUCUGUGGCUGCGCUCCACUCUGAUGCUGGAACAGCAGGCCUUUGAGAAGGGCCUCAGCCUUCACAGCAAGCCCAAACAGAGCACCAACGAGUUCUACGAACAGGAGAGCAUCACUCCACCACAACAGGAGAUCCUGGACUCCCUGGCAGAGCUGUACUCUCUACUGCAGGAGGAGGACAUGUGGGCGGGGCUGUGGCAGAAACGCUGCAAGUUCCCAGAGACCUCCACGGCUAUUGCCUACGAGCAGCAUGGCUUCUUCGAACAGGCCCAGGAGAGCUAUGAGAAGGCCAUGGAAAAAGCCAGGAAGGAACACGAGAGGAGCAACGCCUCUCCUGCCAUCUUACCGGAGUACCAACUCUGGGAGGACCACUGGAUACGCUGUUCUAAAGAGUUGAACCAGUGGGAGCCUCUGACAGAGUACGGCCAGUCGAAAGGCAACAGCAACCCCUACCUGGUACUGGAGUGUGCCUGGAGAGUCUCCAACUGGGGCGCCAUGAAGGAAGCGCUGGUACAGGUGGAGCUGAGUUGUCCUAAGGAGAUGGCGUGGAAGGUGAACAUGCACCGUGGUUACCUGGCUAUCUGCCAUCCAGAGGAGCAGCAGCUCAACUUCAUAGAACGGCUGGUGGAGAUGGCCUCCAGUCUGGCCAUACGGGAGUGGAGGAGACUGCCUCACAUCGUGUCCCACGUACACACACCACUACUUCAGGCUGCCCAGCAGAUCAUCGAGCUCCAGGAGGCGGCCCAGAUCAACGCUGGACUGCAGCCAGCUAACCUGGGCCGUAACACCAGCCUCCACGACAUGAAGACUGUGGUGAAGACCUGGAGGAACAGGCUGCCCAUCGUCUCUGACGACCUCUCCCACUGGAGCAGCAUCUUCAUGUGGCGGCAGCACCACUACCAGGCCAUCGUGACGGCGUAUGAGACCAACACGCAGCACGACCCCAACACCAGCAAUGCCAUGCUGGGGGUCCACGCCUCCGCCUCUGCCAUCAUCCAAUAUGGCAAGAUAGGACGCAAACAGGGUCUUGUGAACGUGUCUCUGGACAUCCUGAGUCGUAUCCACACCAUCCCCACGGUGCCCAUCAUAGACUGCUUCCAGAAGAUCCGCCAGCAGGUCAAAUGUUACCUGCAGCUGGCUGGGGUCAUGGGCAAGAACGAGUGUAUGCAGGGUCUGGAGGUGAUAGAGUCGACCAACCUGAAGUACUUCACCAAGGAGAUGACAGCUGAGUUCUACGCUCUCAAAGGCAUGUUCCUGGCUCAGAUCAACAAGUCAGAGGAGGCCAACAAGGCGUUCUCGGCAGCGGUCCAGAUGCAUGAUGUCCUGGUGAAGGCCUGGGCCAUGUGGGGGGACUACCUGGAGAACAUCUUCGUUAAGGAGCGCCAGCUGCACCUGGGUGUCUCUGCCCUCACCUGCUACUUGCACGCCUGCCGACAUCAGAACGAGAGCAAGUCACGCAAGUACCUUGCCAAGGUGCUGUGGUUGCUGAGCUUUGAUGACAAGAACACCCUGGCGGAUGCCGUGGACAAGUACUGCAUUGGGGUGCCGCCCAUCCAGUGGUUGGCAUGGAUACCACAGCUCCUGACCUGCCUGGUGGGGUCAGAGGGCAAACCCCUGCUCAACCUCAUCAGCCAGGUGGGACGAGUGUACCCCCAGGCAGUCUACUUCCCCAUCCGCACCCUCUACCUGACGCUCAAGAUAGAGCAGAGGGAACGCUACAAGUCCGACCCAGGCCCCAUCAGGGCCACGGCCCCUAUGUGGCGCUGCAGCAGGAUCAUGCACAUGCAGAGAGAGCUGCACCCCACCCUGCUCUCCUCUCUGGAGGGCAUUGUGGACCAGAUGGUCUGGUUCAGAGAGAACUGGCACGAAGAGGUCCUGAGACAGCUCCAGCAGGGUCUGUUUAAGUGCUACUCGGUGGCGUUCGAGAAGAGCGGCGCCGUGUCGGACGCCAAGAUCACGCCGCACACGCUGAACUUCGUCAAGAAGCUGGUGAGCACUUUUGGCGUGGGGCUGGAGAACGUCUCCAACGUUUCCACCAUGUUCUCCAGCGCGGCGUCCGAGUCGCUCGCCCGCCGAGCCCAGGCCACCGCUCAGGAUCCGGUCUUCCAGAAGAUGAAGGGACAGUUCACCACAGACUUUGACUUCAGCGUGCCUGGCUCCAUGAAACUCCACAACCUCAUCUCUAAGCUCAAGAAGUGGAUCAAGAUCCUGGAGGCCAAGACCAAGCAGCUGCCCAAGUUCUUCCUGAUCGAGGAGAAGUGCCGCUUCCUCAGCAACUUCUCAGCCCAGACCGCCGAGGUGGAGAUCCCUGGGGAGUUCCUCAUGCCCAAACCCACACACUAUUACAUCAAGAUCGCACGGUUCAUGCCCAGAGUGGAGAUAGUCCAGAAACACAACACGGCAGCACGACGUCUCUACAUCAGAGGUCACAAUGGGAAGAUCUACCCCUACCUGGUGAUGAACGAUGCCUGUCUGACUGAGUCCCGCAGGGAGGAGAGGGUCCUGCAGCUACUGAGGCUGCUCAACCCCUGUCUGGAGAAGAGGAAGGAGACCACCAAGAGACACCUCUUCUUUACUGUCCCCAGGGUGGUAGCUGUGUCUCCUCAGAUGCGUCUGGUAGAGGACAACCCAUCAUCUCUGUCUCUGGUGGAGAUCUAUAAGCAACGCUGUGCCAAGAAAGGCAUUGAGCACGACAACCCCAUCUCACGCUACUACGACCGCCUGGCUACUGUACAGGCUAGAGGCACACAGGCCAGCCACCAGGUGCUGCGUGACAUUCUGAAGGAGGUGCAGGGGAACAUGGUACCUCGCAGCAUGCUGAGGGAGUGGGCGUUACACACCUUCCCCAACGCUACAGACUACUGGACCUUCAGAAAGAUGUUCACCAUCCAGCUGUCUCUCAUCGGCCUGGCUGAAUUCAUGUUACACCUCAACCGCCUCAACCCUGAGAUGCUGCAGAUAGCACAGGACACGGGGAAGCUGAAUGUGUCUUACUUCCGCUUUGACAUCAACGAUGCCACUGGUGACCUGGACGCCAACCGGCCCGUGCCCUUCCGUCUGACGCCCAACAUCUCAGAGUUCCUGACCACCAUCGGCGUCUCUGGCCCCCUCACCGCCUCCAUGAUUGCUGUGGCACGCUGCUUUGCUCAACCCAACUUCAAGGUGGACGGCAUCCUGAAGGCGGUGCUCCGUGACGAGAUCAUUGCGUGGCACAAGAAGACCCAGGAGGACACGUCCAUGCCCCUGUCCCCAGCAGGCCAGCCUGAGAACAUGGACUCCCAGCAGCUAGUGUCCCUGGUGCAGAAGGCUGUGACGGCCAUAAUGACCAGGCUCCACAACCUGGCCCAGUUCGAGGGAGGGGAGUCAAAGGUCAACACCCUGGUGGCUGCUGCCAACAGCCUGGACAACCUCUGUCGCAUGGACCCUGCCUGGCACCCCUGGCUAUAA